AUGAAUUUCGCUUGCAGGAGUGUGGCACAGAUGCUUUCAUUUUCUGGUCUCAACUACAGUUCUCCAACUCUUUCAUCUGCAUUGGGCAAUCUUAUUCCCAUAUUUACAUUUCUCCUUGCAAUCAUAUUCAGGAUGGAAAAACUGGAUCUAAGAGGCUCAGGCGGUCUAGCUGUCUCUUUGGGUGCUGUGGUAGCAGUGUCAGGGGCAUUCAUAGUCACCCUCUACAAGGGUCCACAAAUCCUGAUGGUUUCUUCCCCUUCUAAUUUUGCUCAUCAUCAUCUCUAUUCACAAGUAUCGAACUGGGUCCUUGGAGGCAUUUUUCUCUCAAUGACUUCCAUUCUAACUGCAAUCUGGAACAUCUUAAUGGCAAUAUUUGGGGGAGUUUUCCGCAAUGGUAUUCAUACCUGGUGCUUCCAGGAGAAAGGGCCCGUGUUCGUAGCCAUGUUCAGGCCCUUGGGGAUAGCAAUUGCAGUGUUCAUGGGCGUCGCAUUCCUUGGUGAUACCCUUUAUCUUGGCAGAAUACUUGGGUCAAUUAUAAUUGUUGUUGGAUUUUACGCUGUACUGUGGGGAAAGGCGAACGAAUUGAGCUUGAAUGAUGAUAAUGUUGUCGAGGGCUUGGAAUCAUGCUCACAGAAGACCCCUUUUUUAGAGAACAAUUCUCAGGGAGAAAUUUAG
This is a messenger RNA of Ilex paraguariensis (yerba mate), 675 nucleotides long. NCBI's taxonomy places the organism in Eukaryota, Viridiplantae, Streptophyta, Magnoliopsida, Aquifoliales, Aquifoliaceae. The record is from the annotation of a GenBank genome assembly.